Molecule: messenger RNA, 1791 nt
Organism: Mercenaria mercenaria
Lineage: Eukaryota; Metazoa; Mollusca; Bivalvia; Venerida; Veneridae
Product: glucose dehydrogenase [FAD, quinone]-like
Exons: 1
Coding region: 1-1791 (596 amino acids)
Molecular function (GO): flavin adenine dinucleotide binding; oxidoreductase activity, acting on CH-OH group of donors
Source: RefSeq, a predicted model, not a curated record
AUGAAUUUCCUCAGAAGCGCUGCCAUUAUCUUGCUUGUAGCACUGUUUUACAAGUAUUACAGCAUGAAAAACAAGAAUAAAAUCUCUUUACUGGAGGGACUUCCUGAUAAGGAGUAUGAUUACGUCAUCAUUGGCGCCGGUUCGGCAGGUUCCGUGGUAGCGGCGAGGCUUUCCGAAGAUAAACAAUCGAAAGUGCUCCUUCUAGAAGCUGGUGGACAUGAUGAUCAAAGUGAAAAUUUUCACAUUCCCAGUAUGUGGACAGAAACUCAGCAGACAAUGUACGAUUGGCAGUUUUACACGGAACCAGAAAGCCAGUCUUCACAGGGUUUGAAGGAUAAGAGAGGAAUUUGGCCGCGUGGGAAAGUUCUUGGCGGUAGUAGCAUGCUAGAAUCGGUGAAGUACGGUGUACCGCUACAAUAUACACGUGGUAGUCCUUUUGACUUUGAUGAAUGGGCAGCCGCUGGCUGUGAGGGAUGGGGUUAUAAAGAUGUUCUACCAUACUUUUUGAAGGCAGAAGAUAUACAAAUAGAUGACCUAGAAACAUCUAAAUAUCACAGCAAAGGUGGUCCCUUAGCCGUUACACAUGGGUAUUUGACACAAUUAGCCAAGGAGUAUUUAAGGGCCGGACAAGAACUAGGUUACAAUAUAACUGAUUAUAAUGGCGAAGACCAAGAGGGUUUUAGUAUAGUACAAAAGAACAUAAGAAAUGGUGUUCGCAGCAGUACUAGCCUUGAAUAUUUAGAAAGAGCGGAUGGACGUGAAAAUUUACAUAUUUCUAUUCAUAGUUUAGCUACUAAAGUAGAAAUCACAAAUAUGCAGGCAGUGGGUGUUUUCUAUAUUAAAGACGGUAGGAAAAGAUACGUGAAAGCCAGAAAAGAAGUUAUUUUAUCAGCAGGAGCCGUCAAUUCUCCUCAGUUGCUCAUGUUGUCUGGAGUUGGACCCGAGAAACAUCUCGACGAGAUGAAUAUUCCACUAGUUGCAAACCUACCAGUCGGCGAGAAUCUGCAAGAUCAUCAGAUGGUGUUUUUGUACAGCUAUAUAAAUAAACCAUAUAGUGCAACAAUAGAUGAAGUUACCCACUGGUGGACAUGGUUCAAGUUCUAUGUGUACCGUGGUGGGCCUUUGUCACACUCUGGACUAGACGUAUCGGCAUUUUUACACCUUGAUGAGACAAAACGAGGAAAAACGUAUCCAGAUAUUCAGUUGAUUUUCUUCAGUUUUCUUUCAUGGGAAAAUAUUUUUAACUUAGACGAGAGCUUGCAAGAACAGCUUUUAGAAAAAGAUGGCAAUAAGCAUGGGUUUACGACAGAUAUCUGUUUGACACGUCCAAAAAGUACAGGACGUAUUACACUUAGGAGUAAAGAUCCGUUUGAUUAUCCUAAAAUUGAUUCCGAUUUUCUAACAGAACAAACAGAUGUUGAGACAUUUAUAGGCGGUAUAAGAAUCUGGGAAAAACUAACCGAAACCAAAACUUUUCUUGAACUCGGUGUAGACAUCAACCAAAUGCAGAAGAAAUUCUGCUCCUCCUACCAAUUCCGUUCUGAUGAAUAUUGGGAAUGCGUCGUCCGCCAUGUUGGACUAACACAUUACCAUCCGUCCAGUACAUGUAAAAUGGGCGCGAUUAGCAAUCCGACAGCAGUUGUCGACCCUGAACUUAGAGUCAAAGGUAUUAAAGGUUUAAGGGUAGUCGAUGCUUCAAUAUUCCCAAACAUUACCUCGGGAAAUAUAAACGCACCGACUAUAAUGGUAGCGGAGAAGGCAGCAGAUAUGAUUCGUGGAAAGACACAGUGA